Messenger RNA from Cygnus olor (mute swan), 1325 nucleotides. RefSeq names its product cathepsin E (gene CTSE). Gene Ontology annotation, molecular function: aspartic-type endopeptidase activity. The transcript is spliced from 7 exons. The coding region runs from base 126 to 1091 and encodes 321 amino acids. The record is from RefSeq and is a predicted model, not a curated record. Gene Ontology annotation, cellular component: endosome. NCBI's taxonomy places the organism in Eukaryota, Metazoa, Chordata, Aves, Anseriformes, Anatidae. Gene Ontology annotation, biological process: proteolysis.
CAGUGCCGGCCAUCCCACGCACCGAACCCAGUCUGUGCUGUGCACGCAUCCUAGCACAGCCCCCCUCUGCCAGGACCUCUUGCAGCACCAACAGCCCCAGGUAGCCUCUUCUCUACCUUUGCUAGAUGGAGUACUUCGGGCAGAUUUCCAUCGGGACCCCCCCCCAGAACUUCACGGUGGUAUUCGACACGGGCUCCUCCAACCUCUGGGUGCCAUCGAUCUACUGCACCAGCAAAGCCUGCACCGAGCACGCCAGGUUCCAGCCGUCACGCUCCAGCACGUACCAGCCCGUGGGCAUCCCCUUCUCCAUCCAGUACGGGACCGGCAGUUUGACGGGGGUCAUCGGGUCUGACCAAGUUACGGUGGAGGGCCUGACCGUGACGAACCAGCAGUUCGCAGAGAGCGUCAGCGAGCCGGGCAAAACCUUCCUGGAUGCCGAGUUCGACGGGAUCCUGGGGCUGGCCUACCCGUCCCUGGCCGUGGACGGGGUCACCCCCGUCUUCGACAACAUGAUGGCCCAAAACCUGGUGGAGCUGCCCAUGUUCUCGGUCUACAUGAGCUCGAACCCGGACUCCUCCCUGGGUGGAGAGCUGCUCUUUGGGGGCUUUGAUCCCUCUCGCUUCACGGGGACCCUGAACUGGGUGCCGGUCACGCAGCAGGGCUACUGGCAGAUCCAGCUGGACAAUGUGCAGGUGGAUGGCACCGUGGCUUUCUGCAAGGAUGGCUGCCAGGCCAUCGUGGACACCGGGACAUCGCUCCUCACAGGCCCUACCAAGGAUAUAAAGAAACUGCAGAAAUAUAUCGGUGCCACGCCUGUGGAUGGAGAGUACGCCGUGGAGUGCAGCAACCUGAACGUGAUGCCCGACGUGACCUUCACCAUCAAUGGGCUCCCCUACACGCUCACCUCCCAAGCCUACACCCUCAUGGAGUACAGCGAUGGCAUGGCCUUCUGCACCAGUGGCUUCCAGGGCAUGGACGUUGCCCCUCCUGCCGGCCCCCUCUGGGUUUUGGGCGAUGUUUUCAUCCGACAGUUUUACUCCGUCUUCGACCGUGGGAAUAACAGGGUGGGCUUGGCGCCCGCCGCCCCUUAGGGCCGCCGCACCCCGCGGGACGGGAGCAAAGCAGAGCCACCGGGCUGCAGCCACAGCCACGGCCUCGGGCCGGGCAUGGAGCACACACCAGGGUCCCUGGAGGGAUGGAGACAUCCCGGGACCUCGGCUGCACAGCACUCAAAAGUACGGUCCGUGCCAGGGAGUGGUUUCAUAACGAGUAUAAAGACGUCCUGAGCAGCUCUGCGAAAUCUGCUUGCGGAUUCUCCUUUUUUA